GCAAUACGCUAUCGUGUACUCCCAUAAAUAUCUCAUUCUCACCUCUGUGGCCUUUUAGUCUACACACCCGCUCUCUCCCCUUCUCCAAGCAUCUUCAUCACUUCAAGGAAAUCUUUGAACAUGGCAUGGAAAUAUCUAUGUGCUUCUAUUCUUUUGUGGGUCAUUGCAUGUUCUGUGCUUCCUGCUUCCUCUGAUAAAUUACUGAGAGUUGGAUUGAAGAAGAAUCCCUUGGAUUUCAACAGUAUUAAAGCAGCCAAACUAGCUAGAGUGCAAGGAAAAUGUGGGAAGGGUGCUAACAACAAGUUGGGUGACUCAGAUAUAGACAUUGUCUCUUUGAAGAAUUACUUGGAUGCACAAUACUAUGGAGAGAUCAGUAUUGGUUCACCCGCUCAGAAAUUUACUGUUAUAUUUGACACUGGCAGUUCUAAUCUCUGGGUUCCAUCAUCCAAAUGCUACUUUUCUAUUGCUUGCUAUUUUCAUUCAAAGUACAAGUCAAGCAAGUCCUCUACCUAUACAAAGAUAGGAACAUCUUGUUCAAUCACAUACGGAUCUGGAUCUAUUUCUGGCUUUCUCAGUCAAGACAAUGUUGGAGUUGGUGAUCUUGUAGUCAAAGAUCAGGUCUUUAUUGAAACUACGAAGGAACCUAGUCUUUCAUUUGUAUUGGCCAAAUUUGAUGGGCUACUUGGGCUUGGGUUCCAGGAAAUCUCUGUUGAAGAUGUUGUUCCUGUCUGGUACAACAUGGUGGAACAAGGCCUUGUAGAUGAGCCAGUAUUCUCUUUUUGGCUUAACCGUGAUACAAAUGCUGAGGAGGGAGGUGAACUUGUUUUUGGUGGUGUUGAUCCUAAACACUUCAAGGGGAAACACACCUAUGUUCCUGUCACUCAGAAGGGUUACUGGCAGUUUGAAAUGGGAGAUUUUCUCGUUGGAAACAGCUCAACUGGUUUUUGUGAAGGUGGCUGUGCUGCUAUUGUGGAUUCUGGUACAUCUUUGCUUGCUGGUCCAACUACCAUUGUGACAGAAAUCAACCAUGCCAUUGGGGCAGAAGGAGUAGUGAGCACAGAAUGCAAAGAGAUUGUUUCUCAGUAUGGAGAGAUGAUAUGGGAUCUUCUAGUAUCUGGGGUGAAACCUGACGAAGUGUGUUCACAAGUAGGCUUAUGUUUCUUUAAUGGAGCUGCAGGUUCUAACAUCGAAAUGGUAGUUGAAAAGGGCAAUGAGGGAAAAUCCGCCAAUGACCCAAUGUGCACUGCCUGUGAAAUGGCUGUUGUUUGGAUGCAGAACCAGCUUAAGCAAAAGGUGGUCAAGGAGAAAGUUUUUGACUAUGUGAAUCAGCUUUGUGAGAAAAUACCAAGUCCAAUGGGAGAAUCGACAAUUGAUUGCAAUAGCAUAUCAAACAUGCCAAAUGUUACAUUCAAAAUUGCUGACAAAGAUUUUGUCCUCACUCCAGAGCAGUAUAUCCUCAAGACUGGAGAAGGGGUUGCUACCAUUUGUGUGAGCGGAUUUCUUGCUUUGGAUGUGCCAGCACCUCGUGGUCCUCUGUGGAUUCUUGGUGAUGUAUUCAUGGGGGUGUAUCACACCGUGUUCGACUAUGGCAAUCUCCAGAUAGGUUUUGCUGAAGCUGCAUGAUGGCCUUUUCUGUAAUUACAGACAGUAGCAGUUAUCUGUUAAUAAGUGAUGGUUUUAUUACACUUUAAACUAGGAAUCACUGAGAAGUGAAGACUUGUAUUUAAACUAUGGUGAACUUGAAAGACUUAUGUGUACUAACACUUUAAGGUAAUUGCAAAAGUAUGUAUUGUGAAUAUGCUUUCUUUAUUCAAACAUGUGAACAAAAGAUGCUUUCAUA
This is a messenger RNA of Ipomoea nil (Japanese morning glory), 1840 nucleotides long. Its product is annotated as aspartic proteinase oryzasin-1-like. Gene Ontology annotation, molecular function: aspartic-type endopeptidase activity. The coding region runs from base 121 to 1623 and encodes 500 amino acids. Gene Ontology annotation, biological process: proteolysis; lipid metabolic process. The record is from RefSeq and is a predicted model, not a curated record. The transcript has 14 exons. NCBI's taxonomy places the organism in Eukaryota, Viridiplantae, Streptophyta, Magnoliopsida, Solanales, Convolvulaceae.